Messenger RNA from Carya illinoinensis, 900 nucleotides. RefSeq lists its product as uncharacterized. Gene Ontology annotation, molecular function: nucleic acid binding; RNA-DNA hybrid ribonuclease activity. The coding region runs from base 1 to 900 and encodes 299 amino acids. Lineage: Eukaryota; Viridiplantae; Streptophyta; Magnoliopsida; Fagales; Juglandaceae. The record is from RefSeq and is a predicted model, not a curated record. The transcript has a single exon.
AUGUGGAGAGCAUGUCUUGAAUCUCUACCCACAAGAGUGAACCUGGCCAAGAAACAAAUUGUUGAAUCUUCUAAAUGUCCAAUAUGCAAAUCAGAGGAGGAAAAUGUGGCACAUGCCUUAUGGAAUUGUUCUUCAGCAAUGGAUGUAUGGAGUCAAACACAAUCGGGCCUACAAAAAUGUUCAUUCAGGUAUGCAAACUUUAGAGAAUUAGUCGAAGCACUAAUGUCACAUUAUGAUCAAGAUUCUUUGGAAAAGUUUGUAAUAAUAGCAAGGAACAUAUGGCAUAGAAGAAAUCAGUUUGUAUUUGAAAAUGCCUUUACUCAUCCUAAUGCAUUAGUCAAGAAAUCAAGGAAAACAUUAGAAGAAUAUAAAGUGCUUCAGCAAAAACAAAUGAAACAACAUGGAAGGAAUGCACAGAUACAGAACAGAUGGCAACCUCCACCAAUAGGAGUAACCAAAAUCAAUUGGGAUGCAAGUCUGAAUGAAGAUAGGGGAAGAGCAGGUUUUGGGUUAGUGGCUCGUGAUCAUACAUGCAGUAUUCUAGCUACCAAAAAGCUGUCAAAACCAUGUCUAAUGGAUCCUCUACUAGCUGAAAGUAUGGGUGGUCUAUAUGCAGCAGAUAUGGCCUAUGAAAUGGAUUGCAGAUUAGUUAUAUUGGAAGGGGACUCUCUAACCAUUGUACAAGGAAUAGAAAAACAAAUAGAUAGAUGGGAUAGGGUGGGAAUGAUCCUUAGUGAUAUAAAACAUAGGCUUGUAUCCUUAACUAGUUGGAGGGUCUCACAUGUCAAAAGAUGUGGCAAUGUUCAUGCCCAUAAUCUUGCCAAAGAAGCUGUAUUAAGUCCAGGUGAUGUGGUGGAAAGUGUAGACUUUUCAGCCAAUUUGGCUCAUGUAAAUACUUGA